Sinocyclocheilus grahami is the source of this 1505-nucleotide messenger RNA. RefSeq names its product pentraxin fusion protein-like. Bases 216 to 896 code for a protein of 226 amino acids. The transcript has 3 exons. The record is from RefSeq and is a predicted model, not a curated record. Lineage: Eukaryota; Metazoa; Chordata; Actinopteri; Cypriniformes; Cyprinidae.
UGUCACUGCAGGACACAUCAACUUCUCUUUUACAGGUUAAACAGAAAAAGGAUGGUGGAGAGGCUCACACAUGAACUUGAGGUCAAUCCACUUUGCAAAUAAAUUCUGGUCAACAUCGCUCCUCGUGAUCUAGGACACAAACAGCAGAGCUGAACAGAUCUUCUCUCAGAUAAGAACUGCUGAGCAUUCUCUUUUUCAUUCUGACCUGCAGCAAGAUGUCGGUGCCAGUGGUUUUAUUUUUCUGUCUGCUCUCUCUGACACCAGCGGCUACUGAAGUGGGUCUCGGUGGUAAAGUGCUUUUGUUUCCAACUGAGACUGAUACCAGCUAUGUUAAACUCAUUCCUGAAAAGCCACUGCGUCUUACAGCAUUUACUCUCUGCAUGCGGGUUGCGACGGAGCUCCAGGGCAAGAGGGAGAUCAUUCUGUUCGCCUACCGCACGGUUAAUGACGAUGAGCUGAACUUGUGGAGAGAGUCUGACGGCCGUUUGUCCUUGUAUAUUAGAUCUAGUGACCAUGCAGCAUUUUUCCGUCUGCCUCCUCUCUCCACCUUCCAGACACACCUGUGCGUCUCCUGGGAUGCUGCAACUGGUCUUACUGCUUUCUGGGUAGAUGGACGUCGCAGUUUGUUCCAGGUGUAUAGAAAAGGUCACUCAAUUCGUCCUGGUGGCAUUGUCCUGCUCGGCCAAGACGCUGAUGCAUUUGUGGGUGGCUUUGACGCAGGUCAAAGCUUUGUAGGAGAAAUUACAGAUGUGCACAUGUGGGAUUAUGUUCUCUCCAGCAGUCAGAUUAAGGCGGUUUAUUCAAACCAGGAAACAUAUGUCAAGGGAAACGUGUUUGACUGGAACACCAUCAAAUAUGAGAUAAUUGGCAAUGUGCAAGUGACUCAAGAUAACUGAUUGUAAUCAGUUGUAAUGUCACAUACGCAGUGUACAAAGCUGUAAAAGCGAACCAAUAAAAAAAAAAUUCUGAAGAUUACAAGUGCAAUGCAUGUGCAUAAUUGGGAAAAAUAUUAAAUGUUAAAUAUUUUUACUGAAGCAUACAUGCAUGUGACUUCUGGAGGAUGUGGUCAAUAAUUCUGAUAAUUUGAUAAAUAUUUUGUCUAAUUAAUGCUGCCUUCACGGAAACUUCCUACUUCCCACUUCUGAAAUUGUAAUUAUGAGUUUGUCAUGUUCAAGUGCUGUCGGAAAGAACAGAAAUCAUGGUGAACAGCCUAUUCAUUCUUGCCUGUUUCUUGGGGCAAUCUUAUUAAAGCUAAAAGGUAUAGAUGACAAGAUAUUUAGUCAAUAUCCAACAGGUUUUGAAUAAAAUGUAGCGUCCCAUUUAUUGGUAACCAUAUAAACAUUCACAGCGCUAUCUGGAUGACAAUUCCUAAAUUUUGGUCAAAUAAAUGAUAUUUUUUACUGUGUUCAAUACAUUAUGCAUCAAAUGGAUAUUUAUAUACAUAAAUAUACAUGACUGUAAUGGCAGGAGAAGCAAUGUAGAUGUUGUGAGAAAAACUAAUAAAA